AUGGUGUUCAUUGUGUCCUUCUUCCUGCUUUAUAUGUCGUCAAGUAGUCUCGCUUCAGUCGUCAUAGACAUUGUUGGAGAGUCAAUGUGCCCGGACACAACACGUUUCUUCAUGACACAGCUGAUGCCUGUCUAUCGCAAAUAUCGAUCUGAUAUCAAAAUCAACUAUCACCCAUUCGGGCCAACCGCCUAUACCUUCUGCAGUAUGGGCAGAAACGGAAUGAGAUGCAGUUGCCAACACGGACCAGAGGAAUGUAGUAAAAAUGCACUCCAGGCAUGCCUUCUACAGUUCUACCCAGAUAAUGCUUUAGAGACCGUGGCUUGUGUUCAAGGUAAUAGCGACUUCCAAGAGGCUUAUUCUGAAUGUAUUGAAGGAAAAUUCAGUGGGAAGGACAGCGAUAGGCUUCUCAAAUGUGCUACUACUUCGAUUGGCUUCACUCUCGUAGCAGCACACGGCGCCGCGAUUGCGCGAGAAAUUUCGGACGAUAUCUCUUGGGUUCCAUGGAUAUCUAUCAAAGGACAACGAAUCAUCGAGGCCGAAACCAAUCUGGAGGAAGUGCUCUGUAAAAAGUAUUUACGGGUUUCUCAAUGUAAUAAUUAUUACUAG
This is a messenger RNA of Haemonchus placei, 606 nucleotides long. Lineage: Eukaryota; Metazoa; Nematoda; Chromadorea; Rhabditida; Trichostrongylidae. The record is from the annotation of a GenBank genome assembly.